UGGUAAUCAACCCAUUUGAUUUUUAAUUGAUAGAGUAGUGUUAGUCUUGGUUUGCGUAGCCUAUGACUAGAAUGAUGCGAUGUGAUGUGUCAGCUGUCUGUGGAGGGUCGACGUGCUGCUGUUUGGGUAGGGACGCGCUGUUCAUGUGCCACUGGCAUCACAUGGAAGCUCGGGGGGAACUGGGAGCCUGUCAGACACAGAUUCAUAUACAACGAAGAAUGAUUUAAAGCUGUCCAAAUGUUUCUGUAUAGGUUUUAAAAGUCUAGUGAGGUUAACGCAAUAGAUCAGAAAGUCUGUUGUACUUAUUUGACUACAUCAGGAUGCAGACUGAGGACAAGAGCAAAUAUUGGUUUUCAGGACACGUGAGUCUGCCUGACGAUGUGUCCGGAGUUAGGCUCGGUCAAAGACACACGGUGCCACAUGUGUUUUUAAAGACGCUCAUGCUUGUCACUUGUGUAGAACAGUCUGAAAAGUUUCCCAGAUGUAUUUUCUUCUAUUAUGUGUAACAACGUGACUUUCUAGGUCAUUUGGGUUGGUUCCAUAUUAACCAAUCAAAAGUAUAAUAAACUUAGGAUGGCCGUGGGCUUCAUGACGCACAUCAUAUCAUUUUGCUGAAUUAGCCCAUCGGGUGUUAUCAACACAACUGGAAGGGACACCCGGACUGUGUAGGCCACAGCAUCGUGCGUAAAUCUGGGGAUUCCCUCGGGAGGACUCGUUCGUUUUUAGUGACUGUGAGAACAGAGACGUCUAAUCCAGGACGGGUCGAGGAUAAACUGCUUGGUCUGGCGAUUCAGUAGUGCAAGUAAAUGUCUCAGUCCAGUUUGAUCCAUCCAACCAACGUGGAACGACGCCGUUAACUGACUGAUGUCCAGUAAGUCGGUCUAACGGCUGCUGAGUCCAGCCAGCACCCUGCUGUGUCACUGCAACGCGUCAAACGCCCGGGGGCAGCAUAAGGCUGCAGUCUGUCAACACACUCCCAGUAAUGUGUUUGAACGGGGCAGUUAAUUCAUCACUUUCAAGAUGUACGUUUGCUUUUUUCAAUAAAGUAUCGACGAAUAAGACAGAAACACCAUCGGAGUCGGAGAAGAAGUUGAAAACCGUGCGUUGAGUGUGAAAAUAGACCCGCCUUCAUCUAUAAAUAACAGAGGCGAGCUGAAACAGGAAACCUGUGCGCUUCACCUCCUGCAGCUCACUGAUGCAUCGUUUGACACUUGGACAGGUUCCCCAGAUCAACAUCAGCCGCUUCUGAAGUCGGAGGACUCGUUUGGACAAGAUCUAGACAGAUGAGCUCUUUUUACAACGAGAAAGAUUUGGAGGAAGAGCUCAGUCGAGUCAGCUGCCCUGAUGACGAUUUGGAGUUUGACUACUUGUUUGAAUAUGAACCACCUUGCAGCGACUUUGCUGGGGGACACCAAGAUGACCCCAGCCUUGCAUCUCACAAAGUCCUCAGUCCUGGGUCUGAGCAGGCUUUUCCUUUGGGGGAGGCCUCUCCAUACGGCAUCAAGUCCUGUAGUCCCUCCUGCAGUGAACACAACACCGAAGGUCUGGCAGUAUAUGACAACCAGGAGGCCAGAAACUUCCCGGACACUAUCAGGCCUGCAGGUCUGGCUCUGAGCCCACGGAUUGAAAUCACCCACUACCGUGAGCACCCCAGCCAUGGUCGGGACUCCCUGCAGAACCACCACCUGAACAUUAGCACCCUGACUGUGCCUGGCCAUGAAAGCCUUGCCUAUCGUGAGCCUCAGUGCCUGAGUCCUGCCAGCAGCAACUCCUCCACCAGCUGGCACUCAGAGAGCUACUCCCCCUGGGCGUCUCCCUGUGUGUCUCCUAGCAGUGGCCAGAACCCCGGAGACCUCUGCCCCCGAUUACAGAACAUCCACACCGGCUCCCCGCGCACCUCCCCGGGCACCUCUCCUCACACCAGCCUAACUGAGGAGGGCUGCCUGGGACACCGCUCGCCCUCCCCCAAACCUGGCUCCCGCUCCACCUCCCCACAGGGCAAACGCACCUACGACAUGUACAGGAAUCAAGGUUUAGCCCCUGGGCACCGCUCCCGCAGUCCCUCCCCCCACAGCGGCCAUGAAGAUCACAACAUUGGUGCCCACUACACACACAGUAGUCUCGCUGAUGCCAUGAAUGGAUUUGGCACCAGUCAGCCAGGCCUGGCGCCCACUAAAAUAGUCAAGACGUCCAACCAGGUUUACACUCUGUACCCAGAGAACCACGGACAGGGAAACUACUUGGUGUCCUGCGACCAGGACAUAAAAGCCAAACCUGCAGAGCCGCUCUUUGUUAUGCCCCCACUCUGGCCCAAGCCACUGGUUUCCAGCAUCUGCAGCAGCAUCCCUGUGGCUUCUCUCCCCCCACUGGAGUGGCCAAUCCCCAGUCGCACAGACCAGUAUGAACUCCACAUUGAGGUGCAGCCCAAGCCACACCACAGAGCUCACUAUGAGACGGAGGGGAGCAGGGGUGCGGUCAAAGCCCCUACGGGAGGACAUCCAGUUGUACAGUUACAUGGCUACAGAGGCAAGGAGCCCCUUGGCCUGCAGAUCUUCAUCGGUACAGCAGACGAGCGCAUCCUCAAGCCCCAUGCCUUUUAUCAAGUCCACCGCAUCACUGGCAAGACGGUUACGACCACCAGCUAUGAGAAGAUGAUCAACGGCACCAAAGUCCUCGAGAUCCCCCUCGAGCCAAAGAACAACAUGAAAGCAAUAAUCGACUGCGCAGGGAUCCUGAAGCUGAGGAACGCCGACAUCGAGCUGAGGAAGGGCGAGACGGACGUCGGUCGGAAAAACACCCGAGUUCGCCUUGUGUUCCGUGUACACAUACCUCAGCCCGGAGGGCAGCACGUCUCUCUCCAAGCCAUCUCACAGCCCAUCGAGUGUUCCCAGCGUUCAGCGCACGAGCUUCCCAUGGUGGAGAAGCAGGACAUGGACAGUUGUUCUGUUUUUGGCGGCCAACAGAUGAUCCUGACUGGGCAGAACUUCAGCUCGGACUCCAAGGUCGUUUUUAUGGAGAAAACCCAAGAUGGGCAGCAAAUCUGGGAAAUGGAAGCAACAGUGGACAAAGACAAGAGCCAGCCUAGCAUGCUGUUUGUGGAGGUGCCGUCCUACAGAGACACGUCUGUCUGCCAUGCUGUCAAAGUGAACUUCUACGUCAUCAAUGGCAAGAGGAAGCGCAGCCAACCUCAGCACUUCACCUACACGCCACUGCCAUCUCCAUCCAUCAAGACAGAGCCUAUCGAUGAGUAUGAGGCGGACCACAUGGGCUUUGCCAUACCUCAGAUCUUAGGCUUAUCUCCUCACUCCUACUACCACACCCCACGCGGCGGCGUCCUCCACCCAGACAGUGGCCCAGUCUCCGGCAUGGUCUCCUGCCAGCGGCGCAGCCCCAGCCUUUACCAUCAGACUGGGGGGAUGAUGACUGACUCCCACCGAUCAGUCCUGGUCCACACAGGCUCCCCAGCUCAGUCUGUGGGUCCCAUCAGUGCAGGCCAGCACCCUUCUAUCAUCCAGUUCUCUCCCACUAACCACCACCCGCUUCGGGCAGGUGACCCUCAGCCUCUCACUGCUCCACAGCCUGACACCCAGCAGAUCGUCUACUGCGAUGGCUAUUCCUCUCAGGCAGCUGCCGCUCAGUCGCCCACAGCCCCCCAGGCUCAGGUGGCUGUGACCCUCCCUCAGCACUAUCCCACUGUGAUCCAGCAGCAGCCCUACGCGCAGAAGGGCCAGCAGAAGAGUCGGGCUCCCCCUGGCACGGGCCAGAUGGAGGCUCCAGGAGACGGACAGAGGAGGGUGACAGUCAAAGAGGAGAACUUGGACCAGGCCUACCUAGAUGAUGGUGAGUUGAACGAGAUCAUAAGAAAGGACCUGACGGGUGUUCAGGCCAGAGGGCAGACAUAGAGGAUGGUCCUGAGCAGGAGAUGACGACAUAUCCCCCACCACCAACACACACACACAUAUUCUUCAACCCUUCGGAUAAAGUGACGCACGUCCACCAGCAAUCAGAACUUCUCUUCCUCGUGUUCUUUACCCAGAAAGAUAGAAAUAUCAGCUCUCCGGCUGCUGUGUUUGCUUUGGAUUUUUUCCUGCAAUAAACCUUUGACGAAUGGAAGAACUCAUCUCACCCCUAACGUCACACCAGCAGCGUUCCAGUAACAGGCAAAUGUGCCUUAUUUUGUUUAUUUUCUCUUCACGAUCCAGUUCGUUUUAUAAAAGAAGAAAUAAAUCAGAUCAAUGCAAAUAAGCUCGCUACAAGAGCAUACUCUGCCCAGGUUUUACCCUCACACCAGGCGGCCUCCCACGUUUGCCACAUGCUGCUGAAUGAUGGCUAUGUAGCAGGUUCACGUGAAACACACAGAACUCGUUUUCUGAAGAAAAUGUGUCGGUCAACAGGUUAAUAAAAAAAAUAAUCAGCUCACUUACAGUGCCCAGAAAAUUGGUGCACAACAUAACGUAUGCAGCUUUACAUGAAGGAAAAACUUACAGGCUGAUCAUCUCAUUUUAAGGGCUGUUUUCUAAGUGAAGUCAAACGCACGCUGCCUUAACCAUAUACAUACAGGAACUAUUGUGCCACCUCCUAGAGUGCACUGUUUUCAGUAACAGGGAGUCAAUGUUUUUACUCUUUAUAAAAUAUUAAGUCAUGUGAAGAAUGUAUCUUUUUAUAGUCAUAAAAUAUAAAUUGCAUUAUAUUCAGGUGAAACGCCAAAGUAGCUUCACAGGAGCCGUUACUGCUACAGUGACAGGGUGGAUCUACGUUUAGAAAAUGAUUUCUAUGCUUGAUUUGACGUUGCUUUCUUCAAUCUUGCAUUUAAAGUCAUUUAGAAAACGUAUCUGAAGUCUGGCUCUUGUCAGCUGAGGUGAUAGGUUGUGUACACCCUGUGUUAAAGGUAGCAUCUUGCUUCUUUCCAAACACAUAUGAUUUGUAUGUCUCCUAAAGUGUAACAGCACCUGUGACUGUCUACCACAGUCUAAAGACAAGAUAUCCAUAACUUAGUGUGUGUGCUGUUUUGUCUACCCAUAACGACAAUCAGUAGACUCAUGGCUAAACGCUCACCUAUGCAGAAGCUUCCUGCUUGCCGCUUUAAGAGGUUUCACUACGGUAUGGACUAGUGAUGUGCUAAAACAGUUUGCUUUGAUGAAUAAAGCUGUAGAUUAAGAGAAUAUUUUUGCAGUGUUGCAAUAUUUCACUGAGUGAAUUGGAGUACAUUAAAAGUGCAAAGUGCAAGUUAUAUGAGAAAAACUCAAGCAGUAAAACACAAUAGAAGUGAAAUGUAAGACUGAAUGCCAAUGUUUGUUUGAUAAGGAGCCUUUUUGAUAGAAAAUAAGGUUAUAUUUUGUAAUAUUAAUAAGGAUAAAUGACAUUUUUGAGCCAAUAGAGCACAAUUGCAUUUGACAUUUCUCGAAUGUAAUCUAUAAUAGUUUUUCCCCUUUUCUGUAAAUAUUAGAUGUUUAGUAUUGUCCAUGUUCUGUAACGUUUGCUGCCUGUCAUGCAUCUUUGUCUUUUGUGUUUAUAAUAUACACAUUUCAGUUAUAUCUGUUUUAUUAUAAUGUAAAACCUUUUCUUAAGGGAAUUAUGACAUAUCUUCUCAAAGUACUCUUUUAAUGUUAUAUUUUGUCUAUGCAUUUAUUAUUUUAUAAUCUUUAAUAAUGAAAAAAUUAUUCAUACUGUCUUAUUUUAUUUUGUGUUGAUAGAUGCCGUGGAUUUGUUUCAUGUCUUCUAGACUUUGUGCCUCAUUAAAACGCCCGUUUCGUGCUAUUUUUGUAUCCUCAAAAGUAGCAAUAAAUAAUAAGUAUAUGCAUCUUGAUUCUCCUUGUUGUUAAUGUUUGCAGUGAAUAUGUCAAGCACAUACUCAACAACAUGUUAUUGUUCUGGGCUCGUGUCCAGCUGAGGUUCAUGUUCUUCUCACAUAGUGCUGUCAGUGUGCACAGCAGAGACUCCUCACUGUCUAUGGUGCCUGUUAGGAGAGGAAAAUUAGUCGCCUCCUAGCAGACAGUGACUCAUCAAGUGCUC
Molecule: messenger RNA, 6012 nt
Organism: Monopterus albus (swamp eel)
Lineage: Eukaryota; Metazoa; Chordata; Actinopteri; Synbranchiformes; Synbranchidae
Gene: nfatc2a
Product: nuclear factor of activated T cells 2a
Exons: 10
Coding region: 1284-3902 (872 amino acids)
Biological process (GO): regulation of transcription by RNA polymerase II; cytokine production; calcineurin-NFAT signaling cascade
Cellular component (GO): transcription regulator complex
Molecular function (GO): DNA-binding transcription factor activity, RNA polymerase II-specific; RNA polymerase II cis-regulatory region sequence-specific DNA binding; transcription factor binding
Source: RefSeq, a predicted model, not a curated record